GAAGGCGCUGGAGGCUGGACGGGCAGCGGAACUCAGAGCUGUGGCAUGAAGCUGUUGGAGGGCAGCGCUGCCCGUGCCCUGGGCCUGGCCUGCGCCUCGCCCUGGCGAUGGGCACAGCAACUCAGAAGAGCGUCUCAAACCUGUGUCCCACAGAUGAGGACUCAGGACGACUCCGAGGGCCAGACACAGAAUGAGUCCCCGGGCUCCGCAGGGGCUCCCGCCAGAGACCUGCCGAUGACCCAGGCGGCCGAGCCUAAAUCUGACAUGCUGUACAAGAUCGAGGACGUGCCGCCGUGGUACCUGUGCAUCCUGCUAGGCUUCCAGCAUUACCUGACGUGCUUCAGCGGCACCAUCGCCGUGCCCUUCCUCCUGGCCGAGGCUCUGUGCGUGGGCCGCGACCAGCACAUGGUCAGUCAGCUCAUCGGCACCAUCUUCACCUGUGUGGGGGUCACCACGCUCAUCCAGACCACUCUGGGCAUCCGGCUACCACUGUUCCAGGCCAGUGCCUUUGCGUUUCUGGUCCCAGCCAAAGCCAUCCUGGCCCUGGAGAGAUGGAAGUGUCCUCCUGAAGAGGAGAUCUAUGGCAAUUGGAGUCUACCCUUGAACACAUCUCAUAUCUGGCACCCUCGAAUACGAGAGGUUCAGGGUGCAAUCAUGGUGUCCAGCACGGUGGAGGUGGUGAUUGGGCUGAUGGGGCUGCCCGGGGCGCUUCUCAGCUACAUAGGGCCUCUCACGGUCACCCCCACCGUCUCCCUCAUCGGCCUGUCUGUCUUCCAAGCUGCGGGGGACAGAGCUGGCUCCCACUGGGGCAUCUCAGCCUGCUCCAUUCUCCUGAUUGUACUCUUCUCCCAAUACCUGCGCAAUCUCACUUUCCGGUUGCCAGUCUACCGCUGGGGUAAGGGCUUCACUCUCUUCCGUAUCCAGAUCUUCAAGAUGUUUCCGAUUGUGCUGGCCAUCAUGACUGUGUGGCUGCUCUGCUAUGUGCUGACUCUGACAGACGUGCUGCCCGCAGACCCAGCAGCCUAUGGAUUCCAGGCGCGAACCGAUGCCCGAGGAGACAUCAUGGCCAUCUCACCUUGGGUCCGCAUCCCCUACCCCUGUCAGUGGGGCCUGCCCACAGUCACGGUGGCUGCUGUCCUGGGUAUGUUCAGUGCCACGCUGGCGGGCAUCAUUGAGUCCAUUGGUGAUUAUUACGCCUGUGCGCGCCUGGCCGGUGCGCCACCGCCUCCAGUACACGCUAUCAAUCGGGGUAUCUUUACUGAAGGCAUCUGCUGCAUUAUCGCGGGGCUGUUGGGCACAGGCAACGGGUCCACCUCAUCCAGUCCUAACAUUGGUGUCCUAGGAAUUACCAAGGUGGGCAGCCGGCGGGUGGUGCAAUACGGUGCAGUUAUCAUGCUGGUCCUGGGUGCCAUCGGCAAGUUCACAGCCCUCUUCGCUUCACUGCCGGACCCCAUCUUGGGGGGCAUGUUCUGCACCCUCUUCGGCAUGAUUACUGCAGUGGGGCUGUCCAACCUGCAGUUCGUGGACAUGAACUCUUCCCGCAACCUCUUCGUGCUCGGAUUUUCCAUGUUCUUCGGGCUCACGCUGCCAAAUUACCUGGAUUCCAACCCUGGUGCCAUCAACACAGGCAUUCCUGAAGUAGACCAGAUUCUGACCGUGCUGCUGACCACAGAGAUGUUUGUGGGUGGGUGCCUUGCUUUCAUACUGGACAACACAGUACCAGGGAGCCCAGAGGAACGAGGCUUAAUACAGUGGAAAGCGGGGGCCCAUGCCAACAGCGCGACAUCUGCUAGUCUGAAGAGCUAUGAUUUUCCCAUUGGAAUGGGCAUGGUGAAAAAGAUUGCCUUUCUGAAAUACAUUCCUAUAUGCCCAGUCUUCAAAGGAUUUUCUACAAGGUCAAAACACCAGACUUCAGUUUCAGAAGACACUCCAGAAAAUACAGAGAUUGGGUCGGUGUGCACCAAGGUCUGAAAUACUUCCAAAAAAGGAGACAUGGUAUAAUAACAGAAAAGGAAACUACAAGGGGAGCCAGAAGACCUAAACUGGAAAUCCCAGCUCUGCCCCAUCUAACUUCCUGUGUAAGCUUGGAUAAAUUACCCUUUCCAGAACACCACAGUAUCAGCUUAAAAAAAGGAAAGACUGGGCCAAUGUCUCUAGAGACGUAUACUGA
This is a messenger RNA of Perognathus longimembris pacificus (Pacific pocket mouse), 2170 nucleotides long. It is a transcript of the gene Slc23a1, whose product is annotated as solute carrier family 23 member 1. Gene Ontology annotation, molecular function: transmembrane transporter activity. The record is from RefSeq and is a predicted model, not a curated record. Gene Ontology annotation, cellular component: membrane. Gene Ontology annotation, biological process: transmembrane transport. NCBI's taxonomy places the organism in Eukaryota, Metazoa, Chordata, Mammalia, Rodentia, Heteromyidae. The transcript is spliced from 16 exons. The coding region runs from base 46 to 1971 and encodes 641 amino acids.